AUGAAGAUCGAAAAACGUAAAAGGCCGUACGAUGUGGGCAGUGCUUUUACAUACGAGCAGCAAUUAGUGUCCAGCGUUUACGAAUUCGAUUUUCCAAUGGUUAUCCCUGGAACAAGCUUCAGGAAAUAUGAAAUGUUGAUUUUGUGGAUCGUGCUGAUGGUUUCGAUAAUUAAAGAACAUGCAUUUGCCGUUAAGUUGAUCGAGAUACGAGUUCCCAAGCACGCAGCUCAGGGUCACAGUGCCAAGCUCGAGUGUCUCUAUGAUAUGGAGGGUGAAGUCCUAUAUUCAGUAAAGUGGUAUAAAGAUGGUAGCGAGUUUUAUCGUUACGUUCCCCGAGAUGAUCCACCCCAGCAGACCUUCUCGAUCGAAGGUAUCACCGUGAAUCUUCACAACUCCACCAACAGUCACGUUAUGUUGGAGAACGUAAACUUAUUCUCUAGCGGCAAAUACCGCUGCGAAGUAUCGGCCGAAGGACCUUCGUUUCAAACGGUCGCUAAUAAUAGCGAGAUGAUGGUGGUUGUUCUGCCAGAUACGGAUCCUGUCAUAUCAGGAGGCUAUCCAAGGUAUCAAAUAGGUGACUAUGUGCGACUUAAUUGUACCUCUGGCCGCUCAAAGCCGGCCGUACAACUGACGUGGUACAUUAACAGUGAACUGGCUGAUCCAUCUUACGUUCGGCAGUAUCCAAAAAUAGUUUCCCUCACACCUGAUCAUCUAGAGACAUCCAUUCUAGGGUUAGAAUUUCGCGUCAAACCAAAGCAUUUCCGUCAUGGAGAUCUUAAACUGAAGUGCCUGGCGACUAUCUCGAAUGUGUAUUGGAAAAGUAACGAGGAAAGUAUGGAAUGUGAUAAGCCACAGAAAUCUCCUAUUCUUGAGUCACGCAAAUCUGGACUUUCGCAAACUACUCGAGCGGAUAGAGUUCAUGGUAAUGGAACGAACUUAACAAUUCAGGACUGA
Anopheles maculipalpis is the source of this 954-nucleotide messenger RNA. RefSeq lists its product as uncharacterized. Bases 1 to 954 code for a protein of 317 amino acids. Lineage: Eukaryota; Metazoa; Arthropoda; Insecta; Diptera; Culicidae. The transcript has 7 exons. The record is from RefSeq and is a predicted model, not a curated record.